Messenger RNA from Bipolaris sorokiniana ND90Pr, 1015 nucleotides. RefSeq lists its product as uncharacterized. The transcript has 4 exons. Gene Ontology annotation, cellular component: nucleus; cytoplasm. NCBI's taxonomy places the organism in Eukaryota, Fungi, Ascomycota, Dothideomycetes, Pleosporales, Pleosporaceae. Gene Ontology annotation, biological process: proteasome regulatory particle assembly. Gene Ontology annotation, molecular function: protein binding. Bases 146 to 835 code for a protein of 229 amino acids. The record is from RefSeq and is a predicted model, not a curated record.
CGCACCCUGAGCUCCCCUCCCCUCCCCCACUUUGUCUGCAAGUACUACUCUACGUGCCGACUAGCAGCAGAACAUUAGUGGCAGAGUGCGCCAGGCAAAUUUCCAGCACCAAAGCGCCCCAGUUCACAGCCAGCAGCCAACCAUCAUGGACGACAUUCAUGCGCCCACGGUGUCGUCGGGUCCAACCUCGUCGGGCCAUUCUAACGGAAUACCCAAGGAGCAGUUGUCGCUGCAAGAGCUUAUGGCAGAAAAAGAUCGCGUCGAAGCAGAACUCAAGGCUCUAGGGCAGGUGCUGGAUUCGCAUGGCAUUCGCAUGAGUACCGGCCUAACGACGCUCGAUGGCUUUCCGCGUAGUGACAUUGACGUCGCUCAGAUACGGACGACUCGGGCGCGCAUCAUAUGGCUGAAGAACGACUACAAGGACCUCAUGUCGCGCAUCGAAAAGGGCCUCCACGAACACCACGCGCGCCUGGCAGAGCAGGCAAACAACCCGGCAGCGGCGAGCCAGACGCAACCAGAAGUCAACGCACCGCCUGCGACUCUCGAGGCACCCUUCGCAAAGGUCAAUAGCGUGGUGGCGGGCAGUCCGGCCGAGACAGCAGGGCUACGGGUGGGCGACACCAUAACCAAGUUUGGCUGGAUCGACUGGACAAACCACGAGAGACUAUCGCGGGUGGCAGAGGUGGUUUCGCAGAACGAAGGGGUGCCCAUUACCGUGAAGGCGUUGCGACCAAAUGUCUCGGGCGGCCCCGCAGAGAGUGUGCAAAUGCAACUCACCCCGCGAAGGAAUUGGGGCGGGCGAGGGCUGCUGGGCUGCCACCUGCUACCCAUGUGAGGCGUGAGGCGAGAGGCGAGAGGAUGGCUGGGAAUGACGUCAGAGGCAUUUGGGCUCUACAGUAGGUAGAUACAGCAGGGACAGCAGAGCAGAUACAUCUGUUAGAUGCAGGGCACACAGCAUCCAUCAAGUCCAUGAGCAUCCGGGGGCCCGUCGUGGGUUGGGUGGCCAGGCACGUUU